AGCAGUCUGUUUGCUCAAUGUACACCUCCAUAUGCGAUAUGGGCUUCCUCAUCUUGCUUGUGGGCUCACGGCGACAAGUCUCUACACUCUGCUAUCCUUUUUAAACUUCUGUCUCCUCUCGCGGCACUCUCUCCUCAAAACGCACCACCUCGUACCCUGCACACUAUCUACAGGUGGCUACGAAUGCUCAAUCGUUUCGAAGUCAAAACCUUAUGCCCGAAAUGCUGGACGUUCGAGGGCUUCAAUGCCUAUCUCACCGAUCCCAAAUUUCUGGAUGAAAUGGGCGCUCUAAACACCGACAACCAGGAGGACUCCGACCAAGACUGGCAACGGUACUGCCCCAGGUGCCAUGUUCCUCUCUACAAACUGGCACCUAAGUCAGCAAUUCCUCGAGCUCUGGUCCAGGCACCAUAUGACUUACUCAGUCUACAGCUUGCAGAAUUCCUUGGGUAACCUGGGUUUGAAGAAGUGUGUGAGAGCUACCUGAACGAUGGGUGUUCUCCUGGCACAUACGCGGGGCUUUAAGAUGGAACAGUCUGGCAGAGCAUGCGAUGCCCGGACGGGAGUCGCUUCUUCCCACGAAGCAGGCAAGAAGCAGUCCAACAGGGCGAGCUUCGGCUGGGCAUGCUAUGUUCAUGCGACUGGUUCAACCCUAGCCAAUCAAGCAUCGCCGAAACGCACUCAAGCGGUCCUUUGUCUGUGUGCAUUGCUAACCUCCCCCCAGAAUUGCGGUUUCGCGUUCAUAACCUCAUCCUUAUCGGCAUCCUGCCCGGACCCAAAGAACCGACUGCUGAGCAAUUGCAGAGGUUCCUCAGACCUUUCGUUUGCUACAACUUUGGCAAGAUGGAAUCAGAAUCAAGACACCUUUACAUCCUGAAGGUCGCCUUGUACGAGUCGCCCUCCUCGGGGUUAUCUGCAACCAUCCCGCCCUCUGCAAGAUGGUUGGGUUUGCCGACCACGGGCACAGCGCGAGGCCCUACGGAUGGUAUUCCGCUCCGCGACGGUCAGCUCCACAAGUGCCGAGCAGCGCGCAUGUAUCCCUUCGACCAGGCAAAGGUGUACAACAACCUCAAGGCAAAGUAUUUCACUCGCUACGGUGUGCGCUGGUCUGAGUUCAACCACCUCCCUUAUUUCGACCCAGUCACGAUGAGCAUCAUCGAUCCCAUGCAUACCUUCCUGCAAGGUCUCACCAAGACACUUUGGUACCACGUAUGGAUCAAAGGCGGGAAGAACGAGACGAAGAUUCUCCGAGAAGUCACCAAGGGCGGUACAAGGCGAGAAAUAGAUGAGAUUCAUGACGUGCUAGUGACUUUCGAGAUGCCAGUUUGGUUCGCUCGGCUUCCGAAACAAGUUGGGUACCCUGGCGGAGGAAGCCUGACUUCCGAUGAAUGGAAGUGCCUGCUUAUCUUGUACGGCCCUGCAGCAAUUCCUCCUAUUCUGUGUAAAGUGGGACACCCCGAAAUGGCUGCGAACUACCUCACUCUCGCGGCUGCCCUCAAGAUUUUCAUGAGGCGGGAAAUCACGGAGAGCGAGUUGUUGAGGGCGAAGGAGCUAUAUGCGCAGUUCUUUCAAGGAUUCGUUCAGAUCUAUGGAGCAGAGAAUGCGACACCUACCAUGCACUGGGUAACACAUAUGCCGGAACAAAUCCGGCGGUAUGGGCCCAUUCACGGGUUCUGGACUUUUCUGUUCGAAAGACUGAACAAAGUCCUCAAGAAUGUGCCAACCAAUGGGCAUAAGGGUGGGACGAUCGAGAUCUCUUUUGCACGUGCAUUCAAGCGAGAGAUGAGUCUCGCACGAAUGAACACCGUACUGGCGGCUCAGCACCAAGAUCCUCUCGCACGGUUCUAUGCAACGGAGCUGCAUGCGCAAACAGGCGAGCUAGCACGCACAGGCACGUUAACCGCUAUGGCUGUCGAAGCUGAAGACCUCGCGCAGAGGCGUUCCAUGCACAAGAGCUGCAUCCCCAUUGGGACUGGCAAGGAACCAGACCUGAUGCUAUCGCCCGCCCAGCAAGAGCAAGAGCUGGAUUGGUACUGCCGCGUGUAUCCCAGCCUUGCUAUCCACCAUCCCGGCGAUCCCAAAGCACCGUGGCGAGCAAACUUCCUCAAUCAUCGUGGGAAGUUCUUUCAAGAGCUUCGCUUGAAUGGAAAGCGCAUAGUCGUCGCACCAGAGUGCAAGUACAGCAAGAGUGACUCGCUUGUACUUCUUCAAUAUCAGCCGGGAACGCAAUGGGUCGGCGAGCUGCGCGGCGUCUUCCAGCAUCUCCAGGAGGGAGUCAACCCACCGGAGACGUUCGCUCGGGUGGAUUGGCUUGUCCCCUUGCAAGAUACGCUCGAGCACGCCGACCUCUAUUGCGACUUCUACCCAACUCAUAGAUGGGCAGCUGUACUGGCUAUUGGCCGGAGAGAACUCGAAGUGGACUUUUGGCAGCACGGCCGCUUUCAAGGCCAGGGGGACUUUGGUCCGGACAUGCUCACAUUGGUCAAGGAUAUCUGGGGAGUAGCUGCAAGAUGCAUGAUGAGGGUCGGAGGUCGACGUAUCUGGAUCACGAUGGGAUUAAGCAAGAACGGACGGACUUUGUAG
Dacryopinax primogenitus is the source of this 2583-nucleotide messenger RNA. RefSeq lists its product as uncharacterized. Bases 547 to 2583 code for a protein of 678 amino acids. NCBI's taxonomy places the organism in Eukaryota, Fungi, Basidiomycota, Dacrymycetes, Dacrymycetales, Dacrymycetaceae. The record is from RefSeq and is a predicted model, not a curated record. The transcript has 11 exons.